Molecule: messenger RNA, 966 nt
Organism: Poeciliopsis prolifica (blackstripe livebearer)
Lineage: Eukaryota; Metazoa; Chordata; Actinopteri; Cyprinodontiformes; Poeciliidae
Product: odorant receptor 131-2-like
Exons: 2
Coding region: 1-966 (321 amino acids)
Biological process (GO): G protein-coupled receptor signaling pathway
Cellular component (GO): membrane
Molecular function (GO): G protein-coupled receptor activity
Source: RefSeq, a predicted model, not a curated record
AUGUCCUCCUCCUUAUCUGCCAGCACAAAUUUCACAGUUACUGAGGGUAACCUGACUGGAUCUGGAGUUUAUCUGGGCAUGCUUUCUUUGACAGCUGUUAUAGGGAAUGUGGUUGUUAUUUCACUUGGCAUCAUCACCUGCUUCAUUAAUGCUUCAAUGGUUCACAUUUUCAACAAACAGCAAAUCUUCAGGUUCAACCCUCGCUACAUCCUUUUCAUCCACUUGGUGCUGAACGAAACACUCCAGAUGACACUCAGCGUGUCCCUCUACAUCUUUGCCCAUGCCUUCUACACCCUCUAUGUCUCAGUGUGCAUUCUCAUCCUCCUGCCGGCUAUUCUCACAACUGUGAACACCCCAGUGAACCUGGCCUGCAUGGCAGCAGAAUGUUACAUCUCUGUCUGCAUCCCCCUUCGAUAUGACAGCAUAUGUACAGUUAAGAAAACCUACAUUGUCAUUGGCAUUAUGUGGGUCAUAAGCCUGCUCACUAUUUUGCCUGAUAUAUUUAUUCUUUUUGUUACUGAAGAGCUGGAAUUUUUGAAAACGAGAGUUUUCUGUGAUAGGGACACAGUGUUCAGAAGCAGCUACAGUAAAAAUAAGAGAGAUGCAUCCCACAUAUUUUUAAUGGUGGUGGUUUGUCUCACUCUAUUCUACACUUAUUUCCGAAUUUUGUUUGUGGCAAAAGCUGCAAAUUCACAAGCUAAAAAAGCAAGAAACACUAUUCUGCUUCAUGGUUUUCAGAUGCUGAUGUGCAUGACGCUGUAUAUUCAACAGGUACUGAAGCAGCUCCUUUUAUACUUGUUUCCUGGGCAGGCUAUUUACAUAAAAAAUGCUAUUUUUGUAUUAAUCCAGAUCAUUCCCCGUUGUCUAAGUCCUGUUGUAUAUGGUUUACGAGAUAAGACUUUCAGAAUGUACUAUAAAAAGUACUUUAUGUGUUUCCAAGUAAAAGCAGUAAAAAUACAAACCUAA